Molecule: messenger RNA, 1638 nt
Organism: Ruditapes philippinarum (Manila clam)
Lineage: Eukaryota; Metazoa; Mollusca; Bivalvia; Venerida; Veneridae
Exons: 5
Coding region: 98-892 (264 amino acids)
Source: RefSeq, a predicted model, not a curated record
UACAAUUUUCAUAAUAAAACAUGAAUGUUUUGAUAUAUAAGUGCCUUUGAAAAUUCUCUACACCACUCGUACAAAUAAGUAAUAUUUUGUAAAGAAAAUGGAGUAUCUAAUGCUUCUAGUAUAUUUGUGUUUAAUAUCCGCAGUAGUACCUGAUUCCGAUGAAUCGGAUGACCGUCCAGGUGAUACAACAGCAACAAAAACAACUACCACGAUAUAUAGCACAGACAAAACUAACAAGGCUCCUUUAGAGGGAUCUACUACUGCAAUUCUGCCAACUAUUGAUGGAGGCAAUUCAUCACUAACUGUUGCAAUUGUUCUCCCAAUCAUAUGUACAUUGAUAAUUGCAGCUUUAAUUACUUUCUAUAUGUGGAGGCGGAGGAGAACUGCGUCAACCGCAAUUAAUACUUCAGUCAUAAAAGAACCCUCGGCCCCAGAAGAACUUCCACCAGAAAGACAGCCUUAUUUUCAGGACUCUUGUUAUGCUGUUAUACCGAUGGAGCGAGAAAUACAAGAUGACGUAAUGAGUGAUGGGUACAGUGCAAUAGAUGAAAUUGCUAGAGAUGAUGAAACAGAAGUUGCAGUUGGUUACAAUCAUGUUUUACAAACUGACAUUCAAUUCGUCAAUCAGGGCUACUCGCACGUAACUGGUUCAAAUAGUGAUGGACGGACCAUUAAUGACGAAUAUGCUCAAGUCAAUAAAGUGUUAAGAACAAAGGAAGAUGAUGUAGAAGAUUCUUAUAAUAAGUUGAAUAUGCAACAAACAGAUCGCACUAGGGACAACAUAACGGACAGUAAGGAUAUGUACGGUGAAAGCUCAGGAUACAAUCAUUGUUUUGCUGGAAAAUCUAGUCCAAAAUUAGAAGGCGACGGUUACUCACAUUUACAUAGUUGAAUUUGUCGAUAGUUAAACGACUGAACUGACGCUAAACUUUACCAAAAGCUUAAAUAUAUAAAUUAUUAAUUCCAUAAAUACGAAUAAACAUUGACGUUCUAUUUUCUGAAACUAUCUGUUUUUUCCCAAUAGUCUGCCAUUACUUGAAAUCUAUAAAUCAUUGUUACACUGAUUUCAUGUGUGCUUUCUUAAAUGUCAAUGCGUACCUUUGUAAAUUAAUUGUAUGUAUUCCACCUUUAAUAAACUCUGUUGUUUGUUUCAUAAUCCAUUGAAACUUAUGUCACCAUCAGCAUCUCUGUACAUGUGGGUCAUUUGUAACAUGUAUGCAAGUUAUUCACUGAAGACUUAAAACAUAAAAAUUGAUUAGCUAACAUAGAUCAGCAGGGACACUUAAAACAGAGAAAACUAUGUUAAACAUAAUUAUGAAGAUUAAUAAAAUUAAACUGAAGAUCGUAUGCUGAUCUUUUCCAUUGCUUAAGCUAUUUGAGUGAAAAGUGUUGCAGAGCUUUACAAUUUCGGGGCAUUUUUCAUAAUUAAAAUACAUACUGGAGAAACGGCGUGAGUGAAAAAUCUGAAAUAUUCCACACAAGUUAUUGGUCUAGACCUACAUGGAAUGAAAUAUUAACCUCGAGAACUUAUUCACAGUCCCAUCAUGUAAAAGAAUCAAAAUUGUCAUCAUUCUUUUGUGUAUGAAACGCAAUGUAAAUCCUACAACACAUUUGAUAUUAUUUUAAAACAUAAUUAUU